Pelobates cultripes (western spadefoot toad) is the source of this 4917-nucleotide messenger RNA. The record is from the annotation of a GenBank genome assembly. NCBI's taxonomy places the organism in Eukaryota, Metazoa, Chordata, Amphibia, Anura, Pelobatidae.
AUGUAUUCUGCCUCUCACGCCAACCCUUUGUCCUCGAUCAGGUACCUUACAAGGGUAGCUGAUCUAGCUGGGUCUUGAUGCAGGUAAGUGCACACUUGUAUAGUUUAGACUUUGCUGUAGAUCACUCUUCCCUAAACGCUGGCCCUCCAGAUUUUGCUGAACUACAACUCCCGUGAUUCUAUGAAUAAAAUAAUAGAUGGGCUGAGAAUCAUAGGAGUUGUAGUUCAGCAACAUCUGGAGGGCUGGAGUUUGGGGAAGCCUGCUGUAGAUGUUAAAGGUGUGGACACUCUGUUUGGACAAGUGUUAAAAUGUUAAAGACUGAUGAGAAUGCAACAAGAGACAUGGCCAGUAUAUAAAACAUAAUGUCAUUGCUGGCAACAAUAUUUCACUCGGUAUACAGAGUAUAAAUUCUUCUAGUGGGUUGAAGGUGGUAGUCCCUAAACUGUGAAUAUUAGCAAGGUGGUGAUAUUGAGGAUACAAUAGACAAGAUCAGUAAAUUUAGCAAGUAGCAGAGCAUCCAGCAAUGCUGGACAAGGGGGGAGGCAAAGUACCUUGAAAGCAGGGAGGCACUGAGCAAUCGCUUUAAUAGCAUUAUAGAGAAGAAAGAACAGGAUUAAUUCGUAAAUGAGGGGGAGUUGCACCAUUAGCUGUAGCACAUGACUGGGUCAUCAGAGAGAACAUACAUGUCAAUUACAUGUACCAUGCACACAUGAGAAUAAUUUAGAGUACAUGCAAAUGUUUCCAAAAAAAUACGGCAAGCGCACAUUUACAAAAAAUAAUACCAUUUUAUUAGCACACACAAGACGUUACAAGACAAAUAGAACAGAAAAAAAUACAGAGAAAAGCUAUGGUCUCAGAAUUGCACUUAAUGUUAUAUAGGACUAUACAAACUAAGGUCCCCAAUCUUGCUUGGCUGAGAUUGCUGGAAGUUUUGGGAAAAAAACAGACAGAGAACCUUAGUUCUUAGAGCCUAUGAUAAAUGAAUACAUGAGCAUUGCUUAGCAACAAAAUAUUUUUUAUAAGGCUUCUGUGCAUCUUUACAGAACCAUUGGUUUGAGAGAAAAAGCACAAUAAAAGGGUUUGAAGCAUGAUCCAAGCAGUUAAAAAAUACAGUAAUCUUUUUGCAUGUCAGAUAUUAAACCAACAGGCCCGAGACCCACCCCCCUACAUAUUGAGGGGUUCACUGGCUCUGAAGGUUUUUAGCACUACAAGAAAGAGGAUCAAUAAGAUUUGAAGACAAGAUUACAAAAUAUUAUAUUUAUUUUAUAGGGUUGACAAGUCAUUACAAUAAAUAUUCUUUACUAUUGUCCAAAAAAAUACAAUUAAAAUAGUUCAUUAAUAACUUUAAAUCUACUGCAUUAAGACACUGUUUUGUAUUGUUCUUCAGCAACGGACAGUUGACCCCUAUGUCAAGAGCACCGAGCAAGAAGUCCGCCAUUAAGGAAAGAGUGGCUCAGCCUGCAUUGGUUUGGAAGUUAAAUGGUGCUGUGCCAAUGAGGAAAGAAUUGAACUGGAUCACAGUUGAAUCCUUCUGUGGCAAAAGGCAUGCUCCCCCACCUUCCAUCAUGGAUAACAUAACAUGCAGAUUAGACGAUUACUCUUUGCAAAAACGUACCUUCUUGCAGGACAUAGGGGUAAACCAAGGAAUAGUUAAAGAUCACUUCCGAUGUGCAUCAUUUUUGUCCAACUGGAGGCCCACUUGCUACAUAUGAUCUUAAAGAAUUUUAGUAGACCUCCUACCUUACUGAAAAAAAAUCAUUGGGGAAAUUGGUAAUAACAAAUUGAGGCAUAGUUCCAAAAGUACAACAAUCACAUGGAAAACAGUAGAAUGUUCCUGGUGAUUUCAUUGGUUUCAACGGUGAUAGCCUAACUUUUAGAACUUUUUCUUUAUUUUUUUUACUCUUCCUAUAAUAACUUGUGGAGCACCACAGGAAAUCGAGUUAACUCACAUUAGCAGUGCCAAUGUUUAUCUUGAAUGUUCCCUUGUAUCUCAAAGCUGCCAUCCUACCAGCUAUUGUUUCUGAAUAAUAUUGUUCACAUUACAAAGCUGGACAAAAAUGAUGUAGAAUCUUUUUAGCAGUUCCAUUGAUUAGAAUCAUAAAAAAUAAAAUACACAUUCUUCUCACCAAUAUUCAAAUUGGUAUAGGUUAAAAUAAAACAAAAAUAUAUUUCAAGUAUUUGACCGUUUCAUUGAAUAUACCAUUCUCAAGGCACAGCCCCGUGAAGCUGGACUCGCUGUCUUGUUUAUGUAGAUAAUAAGCAUCUUGCCAAUACGAUCCAAAGGCACGUUUUGAGACCAUACUGGCCUUCCAGUAAUUAUUUUCUGCAAUGGCUGGGCUUCAGUUAAACUGACCCAUUGUCACAUGUUAGGGAGUGACUUUAUCUCUAGUAAAGCCCCAUACAUUUUUAUAUACUGAACUAUAGUAUUGGUAACAGGCAAGAAGAUCACAAGGUGUGCCCCUCAAGAAUAGUAAUAUGUUAAUUUAUGUUAAUACAUUAAUUUCUAUUGUACACGGAAAUAAAAUAAACCUGUCAUAGGCUUAAUGUAAACAUGCAAUAAUUAUUGUUAGGGAUGUUGAGAAAUUUACCCUAGUAAUGGGGUUGCUAUUGAAAAGGACUAUACAACAGAAUUUAAAGGACCACUAUAGGCACCCAGACCACUUCAGCUUAAUGAAGUGGUCUGGGUGCCAGGUCCAGCUAGGUUUAACCCCUUUUGCUGUAAACAUAGCAGUUUCAGAGAAACUGCUAUGUUUACCUAUGGGUUAAUCCAGCCUCUAGUGGCUGCCUCAUUGACAGCCGCUAGAGGCGCUUCCACGCUUCUCACUGUGAUUUUCACAGUGAGAAGACGCCAGCGUCCAUAGGAAAGCAUUGAGAAUGCUUCCAUAUGGACUGGCUGAAUGCGCGCACGGCUCUUGCCGCGCAUGCUCAUUCAGCCAAGGACGUCAGAAGAGAGAGGAGAGUCCCAGCGCCAAGGGAGCCCGGCGCUGGUAAAAAGGUAAGGGAUUAGCCCCUUCCUCCCCCUUCAGCGCUACGGGAGUGGGACCAUGAGGGUGGGGGCACCCUCAGGGCACUAUAGUGGUCCUUUAAUCAUGGUUUUUGAUUGAUUGAUUGAUUGAUUGUUAUUUACUUUUACAUCCCAUCUCUUGAUCUUUUCAUUUGAGAGGCAUUUGUCUGAUCAGUAUCUUAAACUGAGCAUCUAGCAUUUUAAGCAAAUAUAGUUAGAGGAACACUAUAGUCACUCAGACCACUAUGGGGAUCAUUUGAUUGGACCGUUGCAGAGGAAGCCAUACCUCCUCCAUGAUGUCAUGGAAGGCAGAGAGGUAAGUAAAAAGUUUAUUUCGCUAGUUUUUAUAGCACACAGAUGUUGGACCUGUAUAUAACUAGGGACAGGGGUAUUAUAUUGCUAGGAAUACAGGUUUGUUCCUUAAAAAAGAUAAACCAUUGAAUCAUUUGUGAAAAUAUUAUUACUAUUUUGUCCUCCUCAUGGGUCACAUGAACAAAUAGACUUAAUCUGACCCAAACAAUGGGACAAAAUUUUACAUUUAUUAUCGGACAGGAUGUGUGCUGGCAAAAGUCAAAAGGGAUGUGUUCGGAAUUCCAUAUGAAGUUUUCAAAGCAGUACAUUCAGCAGAAUUGGAGGAAGAGAAGCGUAAACACAACCCACAAAGCCAACAAAGCAGUGUCCCUUCACAUCCUGGGAGGGCCAGUUAUCUGGCAAAUUAAUCUAUUGUCACACGUCGAAGAAGACAUGUUUUAGCUAGUAUAAGUGUCUGACAAAAGGGGGAAUAUUGCUGUGAGUUUUCUUAAGUGUUUUUGGCAGGUUUUAAAAAAAAAAAACUAUAAUAUAAAAAAAUAAAUAAAUAAAAUAACAUUUUCAGCAAUAAUUAUUUUACCAUUCUAAAAAGAACUGAUAUCUUUUGGAAUUUGAGUCUGUGUCUAUAUGCUCAUUGGAAACUUAUUGAACAACAUUCUAAAAGGGAAACAAUUACUAUGGAACCCAACAGAAAGCACAGGAAAUUCAAUGCGUCCAUGGAUUUUCUUCAACUCCAUAGUCCCUGUUGUAAAUGUAUCCUAAUUAGUGUGUACAUAAGAACCAGCCCUCUAUUCUACAUCAUGAAAAUAUCACCCUGAAGUGGGGGGAGAUAGUGCUUCCUUUAAUUCACCAUCGGGUCUAAUUUUACAUGUAGUAAUUAAACUACCCCAGCCAAGGUCCAUACCAAGGAGAUCUCAACAAUGUUGAGAACCGAACAUAUGCAUGCAUAUACAGUGGUUCAAUCCCAAUAACAAAUCAAUCUCUGCUCACAAAUAAAUAAAUAAGAAAUCCCCAAAAAUUUCAUAUGAAAGUUUCCUUAAAGAUUUAUCCAGUGCUUCCAAGAAAAUAGAUCGUAUUGUAUCCUCUGACAUAUCCAGUACAAUAAAAAGUGGAACGGCAAUAAGAUCUGCUAUAUAUGGCUAAUUAGUACUGCAAGAACAGCUCUAAUGAGGACGUAGCUAUAUGCCAAUUACUGUGCAUGUGUAGUGUUCCAAUAUAAGAAUGAAUGGGGUUUACUGGACAUUUGUAGGGUAGUCACGACCUUUAAUUCCUGUGAAUAGCAAUCAAUGAGGCUGUUUCAUAAAUGUUUUGUGGCCUCCACAAUAUUUUAAUUGUUGGUCUUAUUGUUUUCAAUGGGAGACCAGUUAUUGGCUGAGAGAAGUCUUUCACUUCAUACUUGAGUAGACUUAUAAGAAAGUACGGUAGCUCAAAAUCUAGGGAAACAGCAAUAUUUAGAGGGAAGUAAAGGAAAAAAAGUUCAGUUUUUUUAAACACAUUUUUAUAGAAGUAUAUUAAAAUAGACAUUCCAAUCCACAGCACAUCAUCUCACUUUUUUUUUUUUUUCGUUUUUUUUUUCUUCUAGGGAUCAAAAUUAUGUACACUGA